AUGAAAGCCAUGGCGUCAUCGCCGGCGGCUAAGCCUAAGCCCACCACCACCCUCCGCGUGGCCGCCUUCAGCGGCUCCCUCCGCAAGGGCUCGUGGCACGGCGGCCUCAUCCGCGCGGCCCAGGAGCUGUGCGAGGAGUCCAUCCCGGCACUCCGCCGGUGCAUCCCGGGGCUGCGAAUCGACCACGUCGACAUCUCCGGCCUGCCGAUGGCGAACCCGGACCUGGAGACGGACGACGGCGACGGCUUCCCGCCAGACGUCGAGGCGUUCCGCGACAGGGUCCGCGCCGCCGACUGCUUCCUCUUCGCCUCGCCCGAGUACAACUACUCCGUCACCGCCACGCUGAAGAACGCGCUGGACUGGGCGUCGAGGGGCAAGCACAAGGGAUGGGCGGACAAGGCGGCGGCCAUCGUCUCCGCGGGCGGCAGCUGCGGCGGGGGCAGGGCGGCGUUCCACCUCCGCCAGAUCGGGGUGUUCCUCGACAUCCACUUCAUCAACAAGCCGGAGCUCCAGGUCAGGGCGUACGAGGACCCGCCCAAGUUCGACGCCGACGGGAACCUCGUCGACGCCGAGACCAGGGAGCGGCUCAAGCAGGUGCUCCUCUCGCUGCAGGCCUUUGCGCUCCGGCUCCAACAUUAAUUAGGGCUGGGUGGCUGCGUCAAUCCCACAUUCCCACAAAGCCAUAAAAAUCCACAUUUGGAGUCGUGUUGUGACUGUGUUUGUCUACAUUUCACAUCAACCGAUGUAAUGAUUUUUUUUCUUCUCUUUUUUAUUCUCAAUACAAUGCUACAA
Triticum aestivum (bread wheat) is the source of this 792-nucleotide messenger RNA. Its product is annotated as probable NADPH:quinone oxidoreductase 1. Gene Ontology annotation, cellular component: cytosol. Bases 1 to 639 code for a protein of 212 amino acids. The record is from RefSeq and is a predicted model, not a curated record. Gene Ontology annotation, molecular function: FMN binding; oxidoreductase activity. The transcript has 2 exons. NCBI's taxonomy places the organism in Eukaryota, Viridiplantae, Streptophyta, Magnoliopsida, Poales, Poaceae.